GGGUAGUAAUACAUUUGACAGCAUGUUCAAAACAACAGAUGGUACAUCAUAUUGCACACGGUCACCGUGACAAACAGGACUUGAUUUAAUUGUAUAUAAACAGCCAUGCAAUUGUCUGUUCUUCAUCUGGACUUCUGUGCUUCUAAACUAAAGUUGUGAACAAAAGUAUAUUCCUAAUUUUGUGAUCAGUGCAAUCUGAGAAUCAAAAAGAUGGCUCGAGUUCUUGGUGUUGUUUUCCUUUUCUCAUUGGCGAUUAUUAAGAUGGUAAACGCAAAUCCGUGCGCAGGCCUAAGUGAAUAUGAUGACUGUGGAGACGGGCGUGUUUGUGUGUGUCCGAAUAAAAAUGUAGUCACCGAAGAAAAUAAUGGAAACGUGCCCUGCAACAAUCUCGUCUGUAGAUACCCCGAAUGUUAUUCUUCCACCGGCAGACAUGCCAAGCCUCAAAUGGAUGGAGGUUCAGUAGUGUCUUGCGGCAGUGAUGAUGAUUGUAGAAAACAUUACGAAUGCGUGGGUUGUGGAUUUUGCUGUCCUGUGGCCAAAGGAAAGUUUGCUAAACUAGUAUAAACCAACUACUCACGUAACCAUUGCAUGAACUGAACAACAAGACUUAUAACAAAUGAAAUAAA
Messenger RNA from Ruditapes philippinarum (Manila clam), 626 nucleotides. RefSeq lists its product as uncharacterized. The record is from RefSeq and is a predicted model, not a curated record. The coding region runs from base 211 to 564 and encodes 117 amino acids. The transcript has 5 exons. NCBI's taxonomy places the organism in Eukaryota, Metazoa, Mollusca, Bivalvia, Venerida, Veneridae.